AAUAAAGACCCUCUCAAAUGAAUACGUGUCGAUGCACGGUGUUCAGGGGUCGCAGAUCGACCAUAGAAUCCUAUGCAAUAAGUGGAACAAAUUAUCUGUCUGCUCUUAGGUUGAGCCGUAAGUUGUGUUGGGUGACGAACAGAAGGGAAGGAGAUGGCAGCUGUGAUCAUCCCACAGAAUUUGCCGGUCGGAUACAGAUUCCAUCCAACCGACGAGGAAUUCGUCCAUCAUUACUUGAAGAACCGAGUCCUAGGAUACGUAGACCGCCCCUGCGUUAUUCCCGACGUCGACAUCUGCAGGUGGGAUCCUUGGGAAUUACCACACAAGUUUCACGGUGAAUCAAUCAUUCCCCCGGAUGACAAAGUUCAGGAGUGGUGGUUCUUCUGCCUGCAAACACCCAAACAGGUUAGGAGAUCGACUCCAUCGGGCUUUUGGAAGAAGACUGGUGCUGACCGAAAUGUGAAGGACAGGGAUACGAACAGAGUGAUCGGUACUAAGAAAACGUUAGUGUUCCACAAAGGUCAGGGCUCUAAGGGCAUCAAUACGAAGUGGGUCAUCCAUGAAUUUCAUCUACCCGCCAAUGAAUUGAAUAGGAAUUAUGUUCUGUGUUGGUUGAAGCAUACACGAGAUGAGAAGGCUGAUAAUUCAACCAUAGAAUUAGCGCAUGGAGCCAUCAACCUGGCGGAUUUGGAUUCAGAUCUUCAUCAACCUGAUUAUGAGAACUCAUUUCUUGAGCCUUUGAUACAAGAAAUGUUGAAUUCACCGAUAGAGCCCUCAUUUCAGCCCGAGGACCGAAUUUCAUCUGACUUCCUGCCGCUGCUUCAGCCUGCCCGGCGAUCUCAGAAUAGCCUUCCCUCCAACAUAAAUCAGUUUAUGAAUAGUCCGUCUUUGAUGGACUUCUCAUUGGACUUCCCAUUGGAGAACCGAUUUCAGCCUGAUAACCGAGUUUCAUCUGACAUGCUGCAGCUGUUUCAUCCUGCCCGACAAUCACAAAAUAGCCUUCCCUCCAAUAGACAUCAGUUUAGGAAUACUGAGAAUCCGUCUUUUAUGCCCAUCUCAUGGGAGAACAGCAUUCCUGACGAAUCUAUCCAAUUGGAAUCCUUGUUCGGAACAAGUGAAGAGGAUGAAGAUUUCGGUAACAUGCUAAACGAUGAUCUUUUUGAAGAGGUUGAAGAUGUUGAGGUGCCAAGCGGAGAUUUAUUUUAUGACGACUUCUUCGACGGAGACCAAAUGCAAACAGGGUACUUGAUCCAAGCAAGGAUGGAUUCUCUGAUUGAGAGUAGUGAGAGGUCUGUUAUGGACUUCGCAUUGGACGAUGGCCUUACUGACGAAUAUAUUCAAUUGGUGUCCGAAACAAGUGAAGAGGAUGAAGAUGUUGGUUACCUGCUAAAUGGCGAUCUUGUUGAUGCUGACUUCUUCCAUGGAGACCAAAUGCAAACGCUGUAUGGCCAAACACCUAACUUGCAUAAUGAGUGUCCUGUUCUAAUGGAGAAUCGGCGUGCACAAACAAUGGACUCAAUCCAUGGUGUUGUUCCUCUUGAGGAAAAGAAAGGCCUGGUGGAGAAUAAGUUCAGCGGCUCACUUGUUGCCCUGAAGAAACCUAUGGCACCUCCUGUACGCGCUGCAGGUGUAAAAUAUUAUGGCAAAGAUGAAGUGCUGAGGUUCGGAAAGGUUAAGCAGGAAACUGCAGCCACAAGUAUCAAACCAGAAUACAUAUUUUUUGAUGAAACAGCAGCCAGAGCGAAGGAUGGCCAAAUAUCUGUAAUGGAGAGUCGUCAAACAAGAAUGAUUGGGUCACUCCAUGGUGUUGUUCCUCUUGAGCAAAAGAAAGGCAUCAUACAGAGUAAAGUCAACAGCUCACAUGCUUCCUCUGCCAAAUCUAUGGAGCUUCCGAAAAAGCCCAAGAUUCCAAGAAUGCCCGAGCCUCCAAGGAUGUACAUCAAUGAAGAACUGUGGCUCAGAAAGGUUAAGAAGCAAGAAAGUGCAUUGAGAAAUGUUAAAACAGAAUGUGUAUCUUUCGACAAAGCUGCAGCAACAGCAAAGGUAGUAAAAUACCAAGAGCACCGUUCAGCCAGUAAUUUACUAAGGAAGGCAAAGAUCAGGGAGAUUGAACAUGCUAGAGAGAAAGCAAAUUCAGUGACUGCGUUGACCAGACCAACCGCAAAGAGCACAAAAUGUUCCACAAAUCCUCCACGGCCUAAUCUUGUGAAUGUGCUCGUCGGGAUUUUCCUGCUGUUCGCCAUCAGUUGUCAAGUAUUCAAUUUAUGAUUCUCACUGAUAUAUUGCCCUGAGUGCAAUCCAGCAUCAUUAGCAACUGUAAUAAAGGAUUUUGUAUGCUAAACUCGAUGUGCGACUGCUCUGAAAUUUGCUUUCUUCAUUCUCUGUUGUGCAUAGUAAGGAAUCAACAUGCUGUCA
This is a messenger RNA of Rhodamnia argentea, 2415 nucleotides long. Its product is annotated as NAC domain-containing protein 53-like. Lineage: Eukaryota; Viridiplantae; Streptophyta; Magnoliopsida; Myrtales; Myrtaceae. Gene Ontology annotation, biological process: regulation of DNA-templated transcription. The record is from RefSeq and is a predicted model, not a curated record. Gene Ontology annotation, molecular function: DNA binding. The transcript has 8 exons. The coding region runs from base 154 to 2268 and encodes 704 amino acids.